CUAAUCAAACGAUCCGUUAGUAGUAAAGCGUCUACUUGUGAGAAGUGAACGUCUAACAAUUCGUAUCUGUUAUAUGUCGCCACUGUUGUGAUGACCCUAAGCUAUAGUUGACAUUAAAGUUACUAAGUAACUGCAAACAUCAAAUUUAACGAAUCAAGAUAAAAAAAAUACAAUUAUGGAAUUUGAAUUGAAACACAAAAAAGCAAUGUCAAAAGAAGAAGUCAACAUGUUAUUGGAUCUAAUUGAAAGUAAACCAAUUAUAACCAUCAAACAAACUGACGCAACAACAAAUAAAAGUAAGGAGGAAGCCUGGUCAAUGUUAACAGCUUUUUUUAACUCUAGAAAUGGUGGAAUGCCUAGAAGUAAAGAGCAGUUAAAAGCAAAAUGGGAUAAUUUAAAGAAAGCUGCUCGGAAAAGAGACCAGGAUAUUAAGAUGAAUAGUGAAAAGACUGAUGGCAGUAGACCAAUCUUUAUUCCACCAGAUGAUGUAUUAGAUAAGGUGAUGCAUCUUCUUAAAGCAGGCCGGAAUGCUGGUGACGGAAGCAUGAAUGUGGCUGAAGACUCUGAAGGUGCUCUUGAAAAUAGUAUGGACAAUAGUACAAGCAGUAUAAUACCAAAUAUAAUAUGGGGACCAAAAAAAGCUAAGAAAAAGAAACACAACAGUUCUGUGGAUUACGUCAGACAGGCGCGAGAUUUAGCAAUAAAAAAAUACUACGAGAAGAAAGUUGAAAAAGUUAAUUUAGAAAUAAAAAUACUGAUGUUGGAAUAUGAAAAGAAAAAGAAUGAAAUUAAACCAGAGACAACGGAUGAGUUAAGAUCGAAUUAAAGAACGAAUGAAUGUAAACUCUCUUUAGUAGCUCAGUCUAUUAAGACUUUAGCGGACACAAAAUGGGAUAGAUUGUCUAUAGUCGAUCUAAUUGUAUAAAGAAGGUUCACUCCAAUAUCUAAGGGUGUAUAUAUAUCUUCACAGUAUUUUUUAUUAUUUUUUAUAAGGAGACCCCUACAUCCCUAGCCUAACAGGCACGCAAUCAGGCAGAUAUGUAACCCAGUGACUAAGCAGAAGGGGAGAGUGAAAUCUCCCCUUUCCUAAAAAGGGACAUUGUUAGCCGGGCCCGGGCGACAACUACUCCGGAAAUAUCAUCAUAAUAUUUAUGGACGGAGACUCUACCCGCGUUACCUCUCGUGUUAUUUUUGUCGGUCUGACAAUCUUGCUGCAAAAUUUCCAGCUGCCAUCUGUGCUCAAGCAACAUGUCGGAUAACCCAUCCCGGGAUACCCUCAUGCCAGUCUCGAGUUCCAGAUCGCAUCUGGCCCUUUCAAAGGUGGCACAGUCAACAAGUAAAUGAACCACCGUUUGGUCGGUUCUGUCGUCACAGUCGCACGUGGGGCUUGUCUUCAUUUUGAGUCUGUGUAUAUUGUCCAAAAGCCCUGUCGCCAGUCCGGGUCUUCGCCAUGUGAAGUGCGAAACGCCUUGUCUUGAUUUGUUUGAGCGGUCGUUCAGGUGUCUAGAGUCUGGAGUCUUGUCAGUCGUCGCAAGUAGGAAAGCGGAUAUGUAUCGUACCCUAUUCGGGUCCCCGUAUCCUCAAACCGCUUUCCCCACGAGAGCGUCUGCCCACUUGUCUCCCGGAGUUCCAACAUGCGCCUUUACCCAAAAGAUGGCAUUUUAAUGCCAUUUUCAUGGCACUCUUCCAUGUUCUGGUGAAUCUCGGCAACUUGGGGAUCGAGAGAGCGUCCACCCGCGAUGGCAUCCAGUGAAAAGCGAGAGUCGCUGAGCACGGCCGCAUUCCGCCUCCCCUUGGUCAGACAUGUCACUGCGUCACUCGGUGCGUUUAGCUCCGGCUGGUUCACAGUACAGUACCUACUGUCGUAUUGUAUGUUUUUGCAAUUUUUUUGUGCGAAGCCCUUCGUCAUGCGAUCUAGUUUCUUUUUAAUAAAAACUAUUUCUACUGCUUGUGCCCACACAGCCGCGGCGUAUAGGACUAUAGGCUCGAUCACUACAGUGUAUAGGGUGUUAUAUCCGGCUGUAAGCCCCAUCCUAUCUUUGCCACUUUCGAAACUUGUCUAUAUAUUGAUAUAGUCAUAGUGUACAAGUUGUCUAUGUGGCCUUUAAAAGUGAAUGCAGUGUCUAUUUCUACGCCCAGGAUGCUUAUUUUGUUUGUUAAUAUUAUUAUUAUUAUUCUUUUAAUAUUUAACUCUACUCCCUGCCAUUGUGUCCAGGGACUUUAUACAUCUUACAAUUUUUUUUUCAACAAACAAAAAAUUCAUUUCCGAUAAUAUUUUUAGCAACAAUAUUCAUGGGCGAGCCGGGGCGCAAUUCCCCGCGAGACUCGCUCUUUCUGUCUUGUUUGCCGCCUUUAUAUAUGGAAUGAUUUUUUCACAGAACAGUUCCAGGCACGGUCUGUGCUUUAUUAACAUGUCCUGUAGGCCGUUACGGUCUACAGUCAUCUGUAUCUGUUGCUCCAGGUCUUGCCUGGACGAUGCGAAUAUAGGGCAGUGUAGAAGCACAUGUGUCACUGUUUGCUCUUCAUUACUGCAGGCACAUGUUGGGCUUGUCAUAAUUUUAAACCUAUGCAGGUUUACAAAGGCUCCGUGCCCUGUUAGAAUUCGGGCCAUCUCGGGUGUGAAACGCUUCUCUUUUACUAAUUUAUACGCAGUUUUAACAUUGCCGAUAAAUAAUUUUGUAGUUCCAGCUGUUUCACCCCCCAGGUAGCGCUCAUUCCAUACUUCUAGAGUCCUUUGCCUUAUCUAAUGUUGUAUAUAUGACAGGGGAUAUGCGGCGUAUUCAGGUUUUGACCUUAGUUUUUUCGACGAUGUUCAAGUGUAUUUUCUGCCGUGUCGGUUGUUUUGGUUGGCGCUACUAUGAGCGUGUGGAGAGUUGGUUUCACCCAGUUUUUCUCUAAUGUUGUUAUUUGAUUAUUCGUGGGAGCCGUUUUUUCAGCUACUGCCUCUGCAUAUUAUUUGAUUUUCUUUACAGUAUUUAAAAUACAUUGAAUAUUUUAUAUACACGAGAGAAAGCUAAUUCAUGAUAAAGAAUUUAUUAGAAAAAAAAUCAUCUAAAUCAUUUACCAACCAAUAGUAAUUUAUAAUAUUAUCAAUAACGACAAUAUUAUUUAUAUUUUAAUUUGUAUCUUGUUAAAGUACCAGAAGCGCUAUUUUAUACUAUUUCCGAACUAAAAAGAUAAAUACGGGAGAUAAAUAAUGGAUGUUGAUAUUAUACAUAUGUAAAUAAUUUAGUUGUAAGAAUAAAGUUAUUUUUA
Pieris rapae (cabbage white) is the source of this 3255-nucleotide messenger RNA. RefSeq lists its product as uncharacterized. NCBI's taxonomy places the organism in Eukaryota, Metazoa, Arthropoda, Insecta, Lepidoptera, Pieridae. The record is from RefSeq and is a predicted model, not a curated record. The coding region runs from base 176 to 826 and encodes 216 amino acids. The transcript is spliced from 6 exons.